Molecule: messenger RNA, 3046 nt
Organism: Topomyia yanbarensis
Lineage: Eukaryota; Metazoa; Arthropoda; Insecta; Diptera; Culicidae
Exons: 5
Coding region: 674-3046 (790 amino acids)
Biological process (GO): DNA integration
Molecular function (GO): nucleic acid binding; zinc ion binding
Source: RefSeq, a predicted model, not a curated record
ACCUGGUUUGGAUAUCCCAACUACCUUCGAAACCGUUAGAUAUUUUACACAAGUUGAAUGCUGAAGAUGGACGUCUGUUCUCUGUGGUGAAAUAGUGAAGUUUUUUUUUAGACGGGCAAACGGAAAAUUUUCUCCGCCCGACGGAUUUCUUUCCAAGAAAAAAAUAGAAGGUAAAAUAUUGCCGAGACGGCAUCCAGUAGCUGCACAGCGUGAAGCCGAAGACGCCAUUGGACAAAAGGCAGCGUCAGCAGACAACGUAAGCAGCAUACGGGACGCAUACCGUGCGAGACGCCAUCGUGAAAUUUUGUUCGACGGUUGCAGUGUGCUGCGGUGAACCAAGACGAUAGAAAAGUUGGAAGGACCGGAUUGCCAAAGGGAAAAAGAGGAAGCAAAGGAAAAAAAGUAAAGGAAAAGGAAAAAAAAGAGGAAGCGAAGGAAAAAAGUGAAGGAAAAGAGGAGUAUAAAAUUAUAAAAAAAAUAAAGCGACAACUGUCGACUAUUGGGCCAAGGCCUCAAUCAUCAAAGGGUGAGUCAAUUUAAGCUUUUUUUAGUUCGCGCGCCUGCAAUAGCAGCUGAUUAGUUUCUUUUGUUUUUUAUUCUCUUUUGUUUUUUAUUCUCUUGUUUUCUGUCUCUUUUGUUUAAAAUUAAUUAAAAUUAAAAGAAUUGUUAAACAAUGGCUCAGAAUAAUGGGCACAUGGCCUCAAGCAUCGAGCCGUAUCGGAAAGGCACUUCCUUUUCGGACUGGGCCGAUCGUUUGGAAUUCACGUUUUUGGCUAAUGAGGUUUCCGAAGUUCAACGGAAAUCCCGUUUUAUGAAUUUAUGUGGGCCAUAUGUUUAUUCACAGUUAAAAUUAGUUUUUCAAAAUGGAACGUUAACAACAGUGGGAUACACAGAGAUGAUAAACAAGUUAAAACAAAGGUUCGAUAGAACUGAACCCGAUUUGGUACAGCGGUACCGAUUCAGUCAUCGAGUACAGCAACCCGAUGAAUCCGCAGAAGAUUUUGUUUUGGCAGUGAAACUGCAAGCAGAAUUCUGCGGAUUCGGGGCAUUUAAAGAAAUUGCUAUUCAGGAUAGGGUUCUCGCUGGGUUGAGGGACGAAGCUCUCAAGCAGAGGUUACUUAACGAAGAAAAUCUUACUUUGGAAUCCAUGGAUAAAUUCAUAACAACUUGGAACAUUGCUAAGAGCAAUGCCAAAACAUUAAAUAGUGAGCUUCAGAUUCCUCCGGGGUCGCAGUUACACCAUUUGCUUAGUGUUUAUAGCAAGGCACAAAGCCUGAACACUAAUGCAACUCCUGAAAAACAAAGUUUUGUCAAAAGGCCGGUGAGAGAGCGGUUAGGGUUCCAACCGUAUACUAAACAUAACACACAAUCACACAAUAACAUGAGACAUUAUCAAGAUUACAAUCAAAGAACACGAAAACCGGGAGAAAACAGUAACAAUUAUCACAACAAAAAUAGACGCAGGCCCGAUUAUUCGCAGAUAAUUUGUGAUUUUUGUGGGGUCAAAGGACACAUGAAAAAGAAAUGUUUUAGAUUAAAGAACAUGAAACGGGAUGCGGUGAAAUUUGUAGAUACUGCUAAGCCAGGUACAAGCGCGGAGAAGCAACUUAGCACCCUAAUGGAUAGGAUGACGACAAAGCUAAACGACGAUGACAGCGAUGAUGAUCGGAAUUCAGGUGAAUUGCAGUGCAUGUGUGUGACGUCACUUAAUAAAAUAAGCGAACCGUGCUUGAUCAAUGUCUCUAUAGAUAAUUGUCUAGUAAAAAUGGAGGUCGAUAGCGGCUCAACGGUGUCAGUCAUGGGUAAAAAUCAAUAUUUUUAUUUAUACAAAAAACCCUUAAGCAAAUGCAACAAACAAUUGUUGGUGGUUAAUGGGUCCAAACUCAAAAUUGAGGGAGAGACUAAUGUUUUGGUAUCACUAAAUGGUCGUGAAACUAAAUUGAAUCUGCUUAUUUUGGAUACUGAUUUUAAAUUUAUGCCUUUACUGGGCAGAAACUGGCUGGAUAUUUACUUUCCUCAAUGGAGGCAAAUUUUUUCAAAUAAUUUGAUAAUUAAUGAGAAUGUAAACAAUGUGAACACGCCAAAUGGUGAAAAUUUAGUGGAGGAAAUGAAAAAUGAGUAUGCCACAGUAUUUAUAAAAGAUUUUACAACGCCUAUCAAAGGAUUUGAGGCAGAUUUAGUUUUAAAAAGUGAAGCUCCAAUUUUCAAAAAAGCAUAUGAUGGAGCAUCUUCUAGUGCUUCGAUUUUCCAACAUAUUAUGGAGCAAAUACUAGAGGGAAUUGAAGGAGUGUUUGUUUAUCUUGACGAUGUUCUGAUUGCAGGUAAAGAUCUGGAGGAUUGUCGUAGGAAAUUAAUUUUAGUAUUGAAGAGACUUGCUAAUGCCAACAUUAAGGGGAUUAAGGUACUAAAGAGUCCUCCCUAUAAUCCAUCCAGCAAUGGGCAAGCUGAACGGUUGGUAAGAACCACCAAAGAUGUUUUAAAAAAGUUUUUAUUAGAACCAGAAUUGGUCGAUAUAGGAUUGGAGGAUCAGAUUAAUUUGUUUUUAAUGAACUAUAGAAAUAAUAUAGUGACAAGUCACGGGCAAUUUCCCAGUGAGAAGAUAAUGGUUGGAAGCGCAACCGCGAUGGCGCACCGCACACAACUUAAGAGCUGGACACGUCACGAGCUACUUUCGAGGCCUAACGUCCGCAUCAAGCCGGGCGCUCGAGAAAACCAUCCCACUGAAGAAUCAGAAGCUGGAUACGGCUCAGAAGACGAACCAUUCAGGGGGUUCUCUGAGGUUCGGGAAAAGGCCAGGAAGCUAAAACGUGACGCAGAUGAGGCGAACUUGCCGAACGUGAGUCUAAGGCGUUCGAAAAGGAUUCGAGUACAAAAUAUGGAUACAGAUUACAUUUAUAAGUUGAAAGCCAGGAAGAGAAAACGUGACGCAGAUGAGGUGAACUUGCCGAACGUUAGUCUACGGCGAUCGAAAAGAAUUCGUGUACAAAAUAUGGAUUCAGAUUACAUUUUUAAAAUAAGAUUUAAAAAAUUCACUAGUCUCAAAUGA